Messenger RNA from Vespa mandarinia (Asian giant hornet), 3120 nucleotides. It is a transcript of the gene Rhp, whose product is annotated as GTP-Rho-binding protein rhophilin. NCBI's taxonomy places the organism in Eukaryota, Metazoa, Arthropoda, Insecta, Hymenoptera, Vespidae. The record is from RefSeq and is a predicted model, not a curated record. Gene Ontology annotation, biological process: negative regulation of stress fiber assembly; signal transduction. Gene Ontology annotation, molecular function: protein binding.
UAGUCCUCGUCAGUCAGUUCCUUGUCCGGUGGUCGGCCGUUAUACAUAUACGUAAAUAAAUUCGAAUACGUAAAUUUCGACUCGUUCAAACGAGAAUAUUCAAAUUCGUGAACUACUUUUCAAUUGAUUCCUUCUAAAAGAAUCGAAAAGAAAAAAAUCAAAGUUGUAAUCGAAUAAAAAAGAAAAAAAACAAGAAAACAAAAAACGUCGAAGAAGCGAGUUUUAAUUCCGUGAAAAGAAAACAUUCGAUGUAUUAUUAUUUGUUAAUUUCGUCAGGGACGCACGGGCACGCACGUAAACUGUGAUUUUCGUGAGGAAGGAUAGAAUGCGAAGGAUACCAUGAACGUACCCAUCGUGUCAGGCGACAUCGUGGACGAUGAAGAAGAUUACAAGCCACGUUUCGUCAGGGGGUCUGAUCCGAGGGUCGCGACUUGUAGAGGAAAGUUGCAGAAUAAACGUAGCAAAUUGAAUCAGGAGAUAAACAAGGAGCUUCGAUUGCGCGCAGGCGCAGAAAAUCUUUUCAGAGCUACGACGAACAGAAAACUCAAGGAGACCGUAGCUUUGGAAUUGAGCUUCGUUAAUUCGAACUUGCAGCUGUUGAAAGAACAGUUGGCGGAACUGAAUAGCUCGGUGGAACUCUAUCAGAAUGUCGACGGAGAGGAUCCUGUAAUGCCAAUGAUACCUUUGGGUUUAAAGGAAACCAAGGAUAUAGAUUUUCGUGAUCCAUUCAAAGAUUUUAUCCUAGAGCACUAUAGCGAAGAUGGGGAGAAUUAUGAAGAAGCUAUUGCCGAACUUAUGGAGACAAGACAGGCAACAAGAACACCGACAAGAGACGCAGCAGGUAUAGCCCUGCUUUUGCGUUAUUAUAAUCAGCUUUAUUUCAUCGAAAGACGCUUUUUUCCACCUGACAGAAGUCUUGGAAUACAUUUUGAGUGGUUCGAUUCUUUGACUGGCGUACCAAGUCGUCAACGCACUGUUGCAUUUGAAAAGGCAUCGAUUUUGUUCAAUGCUGGUGCACUUUACACACAGUUGGCCGCUAAACAAGACAGACACUCUACUCGUGGCUUAGAUCAAGCAGUCGAUGCUUUUCUUAGAGCCGCUGGAACAUUUCGAUAUAUUCAUGAAAAUUUUACCAAUGCACCGAGCAUGGAUCUUGGACCUGACAUGCUUGAAAUGCUCGUCCAAUUAAUGCUGGCACAAGCGAGAGAAUGUCUGUUCGAAAAGUUGGAACUACAAUCGAGAGAAGGAAGAACUAUCGACAUUUCCUUGGACUUAGCUCAAGAAGCUGCACAAGUUGCCGCUGUUUAUAACGACGUUCACGCCCUGAUAUCUCGGGAACCAGUUCGUGAUUAUGUCCCAGAAACUUGGAUCUCUUUGAUAUUGGUUAAACGCGAGCAUCAUUUAGCACUCGCUCACAAACAUUUAGCUGCUGGUUUGCUUGAUAGACCGAUCGCUGAAUUUCGAGUAGAAACGAAACUAACAUUGGAACAUAUUCAAAAGAGCGAUGGGAAAACGCAAUUGGAAGUGACCGUGCCUAGAGAUGACAACGAAAGAAAACUUUUAGGAAAAGCACAUUUAAGGGAAGCUCUGGUUUUGCACGAGGAAAGCCAACGGCUACAAAGAAUGUGCAGAGAAUUGAAAGGCAAACAGGCGCUGGCGAAGGUCUUGAAAAAAGGACACGAAGCCACGCUCGAUAUGUAUAAUAAAAUUGGCGACGAAGAUGAUUUUCGGGAAUUAUUAGAUCCCCCGGAUAUCAUCGCGUCUACUAAAUUUCAAUUGAGCAUCACACAUCCGGAUUUUGGCCAACACGGAGUUGAAGAUCUAUUUAGAUCAUUGGGACCAGUAGCUAUAUUUUCUGCAAAAAGGCAUUGGACCGCACCGAGAAAUGUUCAACUUCAAAGAGGACCAGACGGUGAAGGUUUCGGAUUUAGCGUGCGCGGUGAUUCGCCAGUAAUUAUAGCUGCCGUUGAUCACAAUUCUUUAGCUGAAAUGGCUGGUAUGAAGGAAAGUGACUUUAUAGUCGGUAUCGGUGACAAAGAUGUGAAAUGGGCUUCUCAUGAACAAGCCGUAAGAUUGAUAAAACAAUGUGGUGACUUCAUUAAUCUAAAAUUGGUCACACCUAUGGAUAGAAAUUACAUGAAGAAACCAGGAAAGCCAAGUCAGCAUGACAAAGGUAGCGUUUCAGCUAGUAGUUCAUCGGGAGUGUCUUCUGGUCAACCAAGUCCAGCUGGUUCGGUUACAACCGCUCACGUCACAAGGAGAUUACCAUGGAAUCCUUUUAAGAAGACGGUUAAUCAACGAGACAGCAGGGAUCUUACAUUUGACAAUGUCAUCUUGAGAUGAUCGUUGAGAAAUCAAAAAUUAUCUUUAAGGGCACGUAGAGCCAACCAGCUUUUAGUUGCGUGCCUCGCAUCCGGUAGUAAGAUGGUACGUACCAUUGUGUGUAUUUAUGUAUGACAUAAAGAGAAUAAAUAAUCGGGUAUACGUAGAUUAGAUCGGAUCGUGUCUUUAUGAAAAUGUAUAUAUUUAUAUAUAUAUAUACAUAUAUAUAUAUAUAUAUAUAUAUAUAUACAUGUACACUUGUGUGUGUGUGUGUUUGUAUGUAUAUAUACAUAUGCAAUACAUCUGUAUAAUCCGGUCUUUACAUCACGAACAUUUGCAAAUGUGUUUUCAAUAUAAAAACUCGAUGGAUUUGUAGAUAUUAUAAUUAUCGUUUAGAAUAAAAUAUAAGGGCUUACGCGUUAAGAAAAUGUAAACGUUAUACGAUCAUUGUCGUCGAAUUGUAAAAUGUGUGCAGUUUAUUAUCGAUCGUAUGAAUAUCGUUUCAAAUGUGUAACAAUAAAUAGGUAUAUAUAGAUUCGUAAUUAUAAUCUCAUGUAUAGUUAUGUGUUAUAUAUACAUAUAUAUAUAUAUAUAUAUAUAUAUAUAUAUACACUAUGCCAAUGUUUGUCAUUUUACGCGAUCGUAGAUUUAAUAUAUACCUAUACAUUACGUUUGCAUUCGUUUAUUGAUUACAAUUAAUUAAUUCUUUCAAAACAGUAUCAGCGAUAAUGUAAAUAGAGAAAGAGAGUGAGAGAGAGAGAGAGAGAGAGAAAGAGGAAAAAAGAGAGAAUGAGAGAG